CGUAACUCGUGGAUUUGUCGGUUGUCCUGUUUCACCUGUACUUGCAGUUCACGCUGGUUCACGCCCUUCUUCUUUUACAUCGCUCUCACUAACGGUUAAUCGACGUCGACCACUUCUUGCGUUCGAAAGAAAAUUGAACGUACAUGCAGCGCCAUCGAGUAGCGAAAUCGAGUAACGAAUUUUGCCGCUAUCUUCGCUUCUUCGUUUCGCAAAGUUCAGCUAAUUGUUGUGUUUGAAAAACGCAAAUGAGACAAAUUAUGAGAAUUCGAAUCAAUCAUUUGCAUGUUUGAAAAAAAUGGCAUUGUUGCUCGAUAAAUUAAGAUUAAAAAAGAUUGUAAAAUUAUCCGUUCGAUAUAUUGCUGGUAGUACACAUGGAAAAGAUCAUUGGUCUGUUGUAAAGAAAAAGAAAACGACAAAGGAUAAAGCGCUAGAAUACUUUGAUGAUUUUUAUGCAAAUAUUUAUAAAAACAGUUGGAAGAAUAUACGAACUGCGUUAUUAAAAAAAGAUUCCAAGUAUAUGGCUGUGGUUAAUAAUUUCAGUGAUACGGAAAAAAUUCGAUCUAAUUUAGAGCUACUUGGUGCGUUAAAUUUAAGGAAUCUAUAUAAUGUACAGAAAGAAAAUGUAGAUUUUUUUAAGAGUAAAAGAGAGGCCAAGUAUGGUAAAUCUGACGAUAUACAAAAUUCGAUAGAAGCUGAAACAUCUAUAGAUCAGAUGGCGGAACUUCAAGCAGCUUAUCCUGCUAAUUAUCCAAAUUUAGAAUCAGAAGCCUUAAAAGCUGAAACUACGGAAUCUGAUAAAAAAAGUGAAAAUAAAAUAUUUAUAAAAUUACAAUCUAUAGAUGCAAGUUUAAACGAUAUUAAUAUAGACAAUACUCGUAUUGUUGAUUCAUCUGUAAAUUUAUCUAUGCUUCAAGAAUAUGUGCCUACUAACAAAAUAAAAGGCUUAGAUGAUUGGGUUUUGGAAUCCGAUCAUUAUAAAUUUUAUACUAAGGCUGAUGAUUUUAAGGUAAAUGUUGAGAACGAGCAUGUUUUGCCAUUUCCAGAACAUUUACAUGUAUAUACUUUUGAAAGAGAUAAUUAUACUAGAUUUCCAAGUCCUAAAAAAGGAUCUACUGGUGUAUUAGAUUAUUAUUUAUUCGAUGGCGGAUCUAUACUUCCUGUAUUAGCUCUAGAUAUACAAUUAGGUGAUAUUGUACUUGAUAUGUGUGCUGCACCUGGAGGAAAAGCUUUAACUAUUCUUCAAACUCUCAUGCCACGUUUACUGAUUGCUAAUGAUAUUGUCAAAUCUAGAAUAAAAAGAAUUGAAAAUGUCAUGAAUCAAUUUGUUUCAAAUAUUUGUGAGAAAGAAAAUAUGUUUCUUAUAACGCAACAAGAUGCUAGAGCAAUCAAUGAAAAUGGUAGAUAUAAUAAGAUUUUAGUCGAUGUCCCAUGUACAACAGAUAGACACAAUUUACAUUCUGAUGAAAACAAUAUUUUUAAAUCAAGCAGGCUUAAGGAAAGAUUAAAAUUGCCAGAAAUUCAGUCUGAAAUUUUAGCAAAUGCAUUGAAAUUAGUAUCGAUAGGGGGUACAGUAGUUUAUUCAACAUGUUCUCUUAAUCCAAUACAAAAUGAUGGUGUUGUACAAGUAGCAUUAAAGAAAGCAUGGCAAGAAAGUAACUGUGUCAUGGUUGUAAAAGAUAUGACAGAAGCAUUGUUGCCCUUACGAUGCAUAUAUGACUUUGGCAAAAUUGGUUUAAAAUAUGGUCAUAUUGUUAUACCCACUUCUCAUAAUAAUUGGGGUCCAAUGUAUUUUUGUAAAAUAGUAAAAGUACAGUAAAGAUAAAUGAGUAUUUCUUUUCUAUAUUAAAUAAAUAAAUAUUUAAAUUUGUACUUUUAAUGUAAAUAUUGUUAUUAAAUAUGUUUAAAUAUGUAAAAUAUUAUCUUUAAUAAAUAAUAUUUAAUAUUGUA
Molecule: messenger RNA, 1947 nt
Organism: Apis laboriosa (Himalayan honeybee)
Lineage: Eukaryota; Metazoa; Arthropoda; Insecta; Hymenoptera; Apidae
Product: 5-methylcytosine rRNA methyltransferase NSUN4
Exons: 8
Coding region: 296-1816 (506 amino acids)
Biological process (GO): rRNA methylation
Cellular component (GO): mitochondrial large ribosomal subunit
Molecular function (GO): methyltransferase activity
Source: RefSeq, a predicted model, not a curated record